Molecule: messenger RNA, 354 nt
Organism: Staurois parvus
Lineage: Eukaryota; Metazoa; Chordata; Amphibia; Anura; Ranidae
Source: the annotation of a GenBank genome assembly
UAUUCUCACAGGCUAGGACUCCCAUCUCUGCUGAGCAGAAAUCCAGGAAAGCUGAGUGAGAAGCCAUCCUACAUGGCAAUGACUUCAGCUGCUGAAAGAAAGAGAAAGCUAUUAAGUCUUGCAGCAGGCAGUGCUGUAAAAGAGGACAGCGUACCACUUCCUAUCCCUAAACGUGUGCGCCAGGACAAUCCCUUUGACUGUAAAGCCCUGCGAGUGAAAAAGACAGCAGUAGCAAAAAAUAAGGACAGUGGUGCACCGAGGCGUCUAACCAGGAGCAUUUCAGAUGGAAGCUUAGCAGCUGGAGCUAAAAAGAGACCUUUCUCAUUUCUUGGUUCAUCUCGACCGUUUUCACAA